GUGCCACAUGCAUUUCAACAAAAGUUAUCAGCUGACAAGACUCUGACUCUCUCAUUGGCAAUUCCAAGUUUCCAAUGUAUGAUACAAAUCUGGCAGAAUAUGAAGGAGACCUUCCCUCCAGCAGCAUCAGCCCUUGAUGAUGGACUUGCCAAACUUGAGACCUACUGUGAGCAACUGGAUGUUGUUCCAGCAUAG
This is a messenger RNA of Desarmillaria tabescens, 195 nucleotides long. RefSeq lists its product as uncharacterized. The record is from RefSeq and is a predicted model, not a curated record. Lineage: Eukaryota; Fungi; Basidiomycota; Agaricomycetes; Agaricales; Physalacriaceae. The annotation marks the transcript as partial. The transcript has a single exon.